AUGAGGGGACGUGGAAGGGUUAAGAAGCCUAGAGGACCGGUUCGACUUCCUGCUCAUACAAGUCAAGAGGAGGCGACUACAAAUGACGUACAAGAGCAUGAGCCGCAGUUACCACGGACAUCGACGGGACUUGGGGAUACGGAGCUUCAGAUAUGGGUACCACUUGCAUCCGGUGUACAGCCAUGUCAUAGGGAUCGAUCAUGUCCACCAGUUCCACCAUGUACCGAUGCAUUGCCUCCCCGUCCCCUUCCACCUCCUCACUGUCCCACUCUAGCUCCACGACCUUCGGUAUCACAUUCACAGUCAGCUCAACCUGCGUCCUCUUCUACUACUGCAUCAGCUAGAGGGACAGGAUCUGCAUUAGCAUCUACUCUAUUAUCUGCUCCAGCAUCUACUCCAGCAUCUGCAGGUUCGACCACUACUGUAGAAGGUACACAUUUACAUCCAUCGGAGAUGUGCAGUCGCAGGAUUACUCUGAUAAUAAAAGAAAGAUUGGUCACGGAAGGGCACUGUUGGAUGACAGUGCCAAAUGACACUAAGGAGUUUUAUUGGCAGGAAUUCAAGAAAUACUUCCUAUGGGACCAAGCAAUUGACAGCUUGGGCCAAAUUGCAUGGCAGAAAAAGGCUGCUGAGAGAUACAAGGGCUUAAUGUGGGAAAUCAGGAAAGGGAAGACGAAGAAUCUGGCUAUACCAGAUUCUGUUUUGAGGAAGUGGCAGGAAGCUUGGAACACUUCUGAAUAUAAAGAGAAGUGUGACAAGUUUUCUGCCAAUAGGCGCAGUGAGACUGGAGGGUCAGGAUUUGGCAUUUCUAGGCAUGCUUACGGAUCAGUUUCACAAUACACCCACCAGCAGAGGAUGAGAGAAAGACUAGGAAGAGAACCACAUCCUCAUGAGCUUUUCGAGGCCACACAUAAGAAAAAAGGAACGGAGGAGUUUGUUGAUGCUAGGUCAAAAGCUAUUUAUGAUAAAUACGUACAACUAAAGGAGGCAGCAACACAACAACAGAAGGGAAGCAAUGAGCCGACACCCAUAAAUGAGGCCCAGCUUUACUACGAAGCGGUUGGCGGGCAGAAAAAGAGUCGAGUUUAUGGAUUAGGGUCCCAGGCUUCUGCAUAUUUUCAUGAGACAUCUCAUUGUUUCGCUUCAUACACGUCUGCACCCCUAGUGGAUCCUCCUACAAUUGAAGCAAUGAACAGGAUGCAAAAUAAAAUUGAUCGGCUAGAGACAAAGAAUGGUCGAAUUACCACAGUGGUGGAGGAGUUGCAAGCGUUUAUGCAUAGGAUGAUGGCACAACAGGGUAUUGGGACAUCCACUCAGACAUCUGCUCCUAGGGUACCUCCAGCUCCGUCUCCACAGCAGUGGCAUGAUGAUGCCCCUGUCAUUGGUGAUCAUCAUACAGACAGUGAUAAUGAUAUAGAUGAUGAGCUUGCUAGUUUAGUUUAG
Molecule: messenger RNA, 1443 nt
Organism: Manihot esculenta (cassava)
Lineage: Eukaryota; Viridiplantae; Streptophyta; Magnoliopsida; Malpighiales; Euphorbiaceae
Exons: 5
Coding region: 1-1443 (480 amino acids)
Source: RefSeq, a predicted model, not a curated record